GUUGUUAAAAGCAAAUUGGAUGGUGUUUUACUUUGGUGCCGUACAGAAAAGAUAAAGAGAAUAUUUUUUUAUAAACACAUAUUUUAAAAUGGCAUUCAUUACGGCUUACUGGGGUCUGGAUAGCAUGAUAGCUCUAACGGCUCUCAUCAUAGCCGCCUAUCUUUACAUGACUCGCAAAUUCAAUUAUUGGAAGAAACGGAAUGUUGUGGAAAUACGGCCAACGCCAUUCUGGGGCAAUUUCAUGGAUUGUGCGCUUUUAAAGAAAUCUCCUGGCUCUUUCAUAAAAGAACUUUACGAUCAAGCAAAGGGACUACCUUACAUCGGUUUCUACGUUUUAGACAAGCCAUUCUUGUUGGUUCGCGAUCGGAAAAUCGUCAAGAAUGUUUUAGUAAAGGACUUUAAUUAUUUUGUCGAUCGAUAUGGCUCGCCUGAUCCGAAUGAUCGUAUAGGUUAUGCUAAUCUCUUCUUCCUGAAAAGUCCAGCCUCGAAGAUGUUACGAACAAAGUUGACGCCGAUCUUUACAUCCGGCAAACUAAAGAAAAUAUUUGAAUUGCAGAUUGAAUGCGCUACGAAUCUAGACACGUAUUUAGAAUCCUUGAAGGUGGACGGUAUGUGUUCAGAAAUAUUUAUCAAAUAUUAUAUAUAAUGUUGAGACGUAAAGAAUUUUACGACAAAAAUUGCGAUAAGUAAAUCAAUUUCUCUGUUCAUUUCGCAUAUAAAAAUGAAAGAGAUAUAAUAAAAUACAAAAUAUAUAU
Formica exsecta is the source of this 755-nucleotide messenger RNA. RefSeq names its product cytochrome P450 6k1-like. Gene Ontology annotation, molecular function: heme binding; monooxygenase activity; iron ion binding. Bases 89 to 646 code for a protein of 185 amino acids. NCBI's taxonomy places the organism in Eukaryota, Metazoa, Arthropoda, Insecta, Hymenoptera, Formicidae. The transcript has 2 exons. The record is from RefSeq and is a predicted model, not a curated record.